Messenger RNA from Rhagoletis pomonella (apple maggot), 651 nucleotides. RefSeq lists its product as uncharacterized. NCBI's taxonomy places the organism in Eukaryota, Metazoa, Arthropoda, Insecta, Diptera, Tephritidae. The record is from RefSeq and is a predicted model, not a curated record. Gene Ontology annotation, molecular function: nucleic acid binding; zinc ion binding.
AUGACAUCGCUUUAUACUAUAGAUAAGCUUGAAGAAUCAAGCUACGAAACCUGGUUGGUGCAGAUGCGGAGUGUGCUGAUUCAUGGUGGUCUGUGGAAAGUGGUGACUGGCACGAAGCCUUCGAAUGCGGAAGAACUUACGCUAUGGACCGUGAAUGAUGAGAAGGCAUUGGCGACUAUCCUACUGAGUGUGAAGCCCAAUCAACUAAACUACGUAAAGAAUUGCAAACGAGAAUAUUGUGGAGUUUCUCAAUGCUUUUACGGAAAUAAGCUUGCAGAGAUUGGCAUAGUCAUUCAAGAAGAAUUGUUAAGUAUAAUUCUGCUUUCAAGUUUACCUAAAUCGUUUGAAAAUUUCUUCGUAGCGAUAGAGACACGUGAUAGUUUGCCUUCACUCAGCACCUUAAAGUUAAAGAUUUUAGAAGAAGGUGAGAGGCGAAAGCGACAAAAUGAAUCGUCAGACGAAGGCGGACAACAGACCUUCAUUGCCCGUGAGCAUGACAAAAAGCAAAAGAAAAAGUUUAAUGGCAAGUGCUUUGCAUGCGGGAAGAAGGGUCACUUUGCCAAUAAAUGCAAGGAAAAGCAAAAAGGUGGAGAGGCUGCAAUGAAUGUUAUAGCAACAGCAAACACACUGACUAGCUUCGAUCGAUCAUGU